This is a messenger RNA of Rotaria socialis, 2529 nucleotides long. NCBI's taxonomy places the organism in Eukaryota, Metazoa, Rotifera, Eurotatoria, Philodinida, Philodinidae. The record is from the annotation of a GenBank genome assembly.
AUGUAUUAUAAUUCCGUUCAAUCUUCAAAACCACCACAACCAACUGCUUAUAAUUAUCAUCGUCAACAUCGUCAGCAGCACCAUCACAGUUCUCAUCAUUCAUCUCCAGUAUCACAGAUUCCAAAUGUUUCUUCAUUUACAAAUCAUCAUUUUCUAAUGAAUAACAAUAAUAAUAAUCAUAGCAUUCAGUCUCAACAAACCCUACUUUCGACUCCGACAUUAUUGCCGAAUCAGUCCUCAGCUUAUUUUCUUGAUAGAAUAGAUUUAGAAAAUUAUUCAACAAACAUAUUAAAGCAAACAGUCGAAAAUAUUGUAUCCACAACGCAAUCUAAAGGAUUAAAGGUGAAAUUAUCAUUGCCAGACGAUGGAUUAAUAAUCAAUAAUAUCACCGAUCCAAAUAAAUCAUGGUUAUUCAAAAAAUCAGAGCUACUCUACUUUUGGCGUGAUUCUAAUUACUUAAAUAUAAUUGUCGUUGUGACAAAAAACCGGUCACGACAUCAUCCAGAGCGACCUUAUUCAGCAUCGAUAUUUCGUUUACGUGGUACGGAUUCUACUCAGUUGUUUCUUCAACAAGCUCAAAUCUUUUUUGCUAAUUUAUCAAUAUCAGCAAGUACUUCAAAUACAUCGAAAUCUAGCAGAAAUAAAUCAGUUGAAAAAACGAUUCUAAAAGAAAAUCGAACUAGUGAUCAAAAAUCUUUAUCGAGUAUUAAAAUGAAAACUAAGCCUCAUUCAAAUGCUAUGGAAAAGCCGAGUUCUACAAAGAAAACUGUAACUAAUCGUGAUCCGUCACCACAAACAACAGCAAAAACCAAUAUACGUCGUGUUACGCGAGCAGAAUUCGAUACUGGUAGAGCAACAAUAAAUUCAGCAAGGAAAAAAUCUAAUAAUCGAACAUACAGUGAAACAGCAUCAUCCAUCGACUCCCAAACAACAAGUUCGACGCGAGAAGUUUUUAUGUCUACAGAAAAAUCUGAUGAUAAUGACGAUGAUAACAUGAGGACAAUAGCAGCAAACAAUAAUCUAUCAACAGAACAGAUAGCUGAAUUAAUGCGUGAAUUAAAACAAUUACGGAAUGAAAUAGCAUCGUUAAAAUUAGAAAAGAGAAUACUGACAUCAACACGUUCGAUGAGUACGAGCCCAUUGACUGUUGAUCCUGAACCUCUGAAACAAAGAACAGAUUCAUCGACGGCGACAACAUCACCAACAUAUACUGAUAUAACAUCACAAUCGGAAGUUGAUGCUGAAACACAAACUGAUUUUAGUUUACCACAAAUUAGACGAAGACAAUUAUCGAAGAAAAAUAAAAAAACAAUGAUAGGAUCCAGUAGUAUUGUACCAACACUGCAGAAAAAAAUUGAACAGACAGAAACAAGAAAUGGCAGAACAUUAUCUAGUAGUUCAACAACUACUGGAUCUGAUCAAGAAGGUACAUCAGUAGAAGGUUCGUCGCAGGUUGAUACUUCAUCAAACGAUACAAGUUUAUCAUUGACUCAAGAAACAUAUCAACCGCCAACCGUAACAGUAGCACCACCUCGUCCAGUAUUAGUUCGAAAUCAAAAUGGUUUCGUUCCUUUAAAUAAUAACAGUUUACCAUCGUACGCAAUAUCGAAUGGUAAUCUUGCGGUAUCUAAUUUCAAUUCUACUGAAGAAAGGCCAUUACUGCCAGCUACGUCGGCAAUUAUAGAGAAAGAAAUGCCUACAUUUCCUUCCACAUAUAUUUCUUCUUCAAAUCAAGAAAUUAUGAGACCACCCUUACCAGUAAUUGUAACAGGAACUACUUCAAAUCUUCCAUUGCCUUCAGAAAAUUCAAAAGCUUCUGUAGAACAUAUCUAUGAAAAUAUACCUAUUAUAAUACAACCAAACUCGAAUCCUGAUAGUUAUCAUAAUAUACCUAUUAUUAAUGUGGAUGAACAACAGCAACAACAGCAACAGCAACAGCAACAGCAACAGCAACAACAACAACAACAGGAGCCAUCCAAUGAACAUGUUUAUUCAACAAUCCCGAAUAAUCAUGAAUCUGGAACGCAACAACAAUAUCCUAUUUCAGGACAAACCAUUUCGAAUUUUAAUCCAACAGUAGAUAACGGUUCAUCUGAAAAUCAGCCACCAAUAACAACUAUUCCUCAACAAAAACCACAAAUAAUAUCGGCCGGUCGUCAUCGCAAUCAACCGAUCUAUUUUGCAAAUCAUUUAACAAAUCCUAUAUUCAAUAUCGAUAAACAAUUAUUAAUAAAUACAGUUGCUAAUCAAUUCGGCGUUGAUCUGAACUCGCCACAAUUACAACAACUAGUUACAAAUCAACAUUUAUUUGCUGCACGUAAACGAACAUUUGCCAACAUGGUUUGGCAAUUAACACCUGACGAAGAAACUGCUCUAUGUUCGCCACAUACAGCAAUACAAAUCGAUCUUACCGAGACAGAACCACUCGAUUCCGAUUAUGCAUCAAAUCGCUCAAUAUUAAAAGCAAAUAAUGGUUUUCAGUCAACACCAAAACGACGAAAUAUUACUUGGGAUAGUACAUUAGACUAA